This is a messenger RNA of Mus musculus (house mouse), 2514 nucleotides long. It is a transcript of the gene Cyp4a31, whose product is annotated as cytochrome P450, family 4, subfamily a, polypeptide 31. Gene Ontology annotation, biological process: leukotriene B4 catabolic process. The coding region runs from base 91 to 1467 and encodes 458 amino acids. The transcript is spliced from 12 exons. Gene Ontology annotation, cellular component: endoplasmic reticulum membrane. NCBI's taxonomy places the organism in Eukaryota, Metazoa, Chordata, Mammalia, Rodentia, Muridae. The record is from RefSeq and is a predicted model, not a curated record. Gene Ontology annotation, molecular function: monooxygenase activity; heme binding; oxidoreductase activity, acting on paired donors, with incorporation or reduction of molecular oxygen.
UUCUCCCACAGGUAGGCGGGCAAUCCUUACAGGAUUUAGGCAGGAGGCAGAAAGGAUUAUUGAGAGUGAGGACCUCAACAAAGGUGAACUAUGAGUGUCUCUGCUCUAAGCCUGACCCGAUUUGCAGGCAGCCUCUCUGGCUUCCUCCAAGUGGCCUCUGUGUUCUGUCUGCUCCUGCUGCUGGUGAAAGCUGUCCAGGUCUACCUGCACAGGAAAUGGCUACUCAAGGCUCUCCAGCAGUUCCCAUCACCGCCCUUUCACUGGUUCUUUGGGCAUGAGCAGUUCAAAGGUGACCAAGAACUACAGGAAAUUGUGUCAUGCAUAGAGAACUUCCCAAGUGCCUUUCCUCGAUGGUUCUGGGGGAGCAAGGCCUACUUAACUGUCUAUGACCCUGACUACAUGAAAGUGAUUCUGGGGCGAUCAGAUCCAAAGGCUAAUGGUGCGUACAGAUUGCUAGCUCCUUGGAUUGGGUAUGGUUUGCUCCUGUUAAACGGACAGUCAUGGUUCCAGCACCGGAAGAUGCUAACCCCAGCCUUCCACUAUGACAUUCUGAAAACCUAUGUGAAAAACAUGGCUGACUCCAUUCGAUUGAUGCUAGACAAAUGGGAACGGCUGGCUGGUCAGGACUCCUCUAUAGAGAUCUUUCAACACAUCUCUUUAAUGACCCUAGACACUGUCAUGAAGUGUGCCUUCAGCCACAAGGGCAGUGUUCAGGUAGAUGGAAAUUACAAGACCUACCUCCAGGCCAUUGGGGACUUGAAUAACCUAGUUCACUCUCGUGUGAGGAAUAUGUUUCAUCAGAAUGAUACUAUCUACAAACUUUCUUCCAAUGGCCGCUUGUCCAACCAAGCUUGUCAACUUGCCCAUGAUCACACAGAUGGAGUGAUCAAGAUGAGAAAGGAUCAGCUGCAGGAUGAGGGAGAGCUGGAAAAUAUCAAGAAGAAGAGACGUUUGGAUUUUCUGGAUAUCCUCUUAUUUGCCAGAAUGGAGAAUGAGGACAGCAUGUCUGACAAGGACCUUCGUGCUGAGGUGGACACAUUCAUGAUCGAGGGCCAUGACACCACAGCCAGUGGAGUCUCCUGGAUCUUCUAUGCUCUGGCCACACACCCUGAGCACCAACAGAGAUGCAGAGAGGAAGUUCAGAGUCUACUGGGGGAUGGAUCCUCUAUCACCUGGGAUCACCUAGACCAGAUUCCCUAUACCACAAUGUGCAUCAAGGAGGCCCUAAGGCUCUACCCACCUGUCCCAAGCAUUGGCAGAGAACUCAGUACAUCUGUCACCUUUCCUGAUGGAUGUUCUUUACCUAAAGGUGUCCAGGUCACACUCUCCAUUUAUGGUCUCCACCACAACCCGAAGGUGUGGCCAAACCCAGAGGUUUGCACCAGACUCUCCCCGACACAGCCACUCAUUCCUGCCCUUCUCAGGAGGAGCCAGGAACUGCAUUGGGAAACAAUUUGCUAUGAGUGAGCUGAAGGUGAUUGUGGCCCUGACACUGCUCCGCUUCGAACUACUGCCAGAUCCUACCAGGGUCCCCAUGUCCUUAGCCCGAUUUGUGCUGAAGUCCAAAAAUGGGAUCUACCUACAUCUCAAGAAGGUCCACUGAUUCUGAUAAGGACAAGGACAGACUCUAUAAACAUACUGCCUGACAUCUUGUCCUGCCACCAUCUUCCUCUCUGUACAUCUUUCUUCACACCUAUUUGUUCCCUGCCUCCUGCUCUCUCUCUCUCUCUCUCUCUCUCUCUCUCUCUCUCUCUCUCUCUCUCUCUCACACACACACACACACACACACACACACACACACCUUGCUCCUCAUUCCCCAUUUGUCUUUCUGUCUCCUGCUACCUAUACCUGAUCAUGAACCUUCUCCCUCCUCCAGCCAUCUCUCCUUGCCUCUCACUUCCUACCAUCUUAUUUUUCCCUACAUGACUUCUUCAUUUUACAAAUAAUCAAUUGUCACAACCUUGGUGGUCUGAAAUAAUUGAAAGUUGUUAUCUUACAGUUGUGGAGCUCCAUGUCUGAGAUGAGUUUCACUGGCAGAAAGCUAAGUUGUUGGUGUGACCAACCUUCUUCAGAAGAGUACUCCAGAGAGUCCUCUCAUCCUCUGUUCAGUAUAGAUCAUCAUUCCUUGGCACUGGAAUAUUCCCCUGCUUCAAUGCCACCACCCUCCUCGUCCUGUCUCUUCUAAUCUCCUUCCCUUUUACAAAUGCUUAUGACAUCAUCAAGAUCCCUAAAAGCUCCAAGAUAUUUUCUUCAUCUAAAUAUAUCUUAUUCAAUCUAACCUACUAAGUUCCUUUUGAAUUAUGAGGAAUUAUUCAAUAUGUACCAUGGGCUCCAAACCCAAGGCCUGAAUGUCAUUGUGAAGCCAUUAUUCAGCCUAGUAUCAUUUUCACAUGACAAUUACCUAAUGUGUUCAUCUAAAUCUACCCUGCAUAGUCUCUCUCUACCCUAUUAAUCCUCACACAAGUUUCUCCAUCUUCCCUCCUUUCUGCAAUAAAGGUCCAAGUGUCAUGCACA